CCUCCAGCGGGGUAACCAGGGCAAGGAGCUUUGUCUCAGCUUCAGUGUGACUGGAGGUGUGGCAGAGUCUCAGAAUGCUGAGAAUUCCUCUGGGGGGGCUCCUCUCGAGGGUGUUUUAUCCAGGGCUGAGUGAACCAAGGGUGUCAGGGGGGCAGGGAUGGUGCUUUGUGCAGGGAUCACCUGGUGACCUGUGCUUGCUCCCUGCAGGCUACAGGCACUGGCACGCUGACCUGCGCCCCGAUGACACCCCGCUAGAAGCAGGUCUGGCCUUCACCUGCAAGCUCAAGUCCAGCAUCCCCUUCCUGGGCCGGGAGGCUGUGGAGACUCAGAAAGCCAAGGGCAUCUUCCGCCGCCUGGUGUGCUUUACCACAGAGGAGAAGGUGCCCAUGUUCGGCCUGGAGGCGGUCUGGAGGGACGGCAAGGUGGUGGGCCACAUCCGCCGGGCAGAUUUUGGAUUUGCCAUUGACAAAACCAUCGCCUACGGCUACAUCCGUGACCCUGCGGGGGGCCCG
Messenger RNA from Cyanistes caeruleus (blue tit), 512 nucleotides. The record is from RefSeq and is a predicted model, not a curated record. NCBI's taxonomy places the organism in Eukaryota, Metazoa, Chordata, Aves, Passeriformes, Paridae.